Colletotrichum karsti is the source of this 1230-nucleotide messenger RNA. Its product is annotated as duf895 domain membrane protein. The transcript has a single exon. Lineage: Eukaryota; Fungi; Ascomycota; Sordariomycetes; Glomerellales; Glomerellaceae. The record is from RefSeq and is a predicted model, not a curated record. The coding region runs from base 1 to 1230 and encodes 409 amino acids.
AUGAACGGUCUGGGAGUGGGCGGCUCACAGAGUCCAGAUCUCGUCAACGCAGCAAAUGCUCUGCUUUACGCUUUCAUGACAGUGACUUGUUUCGCCGGACCUUGGCUGACCAACGUCAUCGGCUUUCGAUGGACACUCGCGAUAGGCUCAUUGGGCUACCCUCUGUACGCUGCCGGUCUCUACGUCAACAACCGUACAGGCUCUACAUGGUUCGUGUAUUUUGGCUCGGUUGCUUGCGGCAUCAGUGCCGGGUUCUUUUGGAGCGUUGAGGGAGCCAUCGCGACUGGAUACCCCGAACAACACAAACGCGGACGCUACAUUGCGACAUGGUUCACAUUUCGCAACUUCGGCAACAUUAUUGGCGGAGCAAUCUCUCUGGGCAUCAACCAUAACGUCAGACAAAGGGGGAAGGUUGGAUACCAGACAUAUCUCGGCUUCAUCGCGAUUCAGUGCCUCGGAUUCUUUUUCGGCCUGUUACUUUCAAACCCCGAGAAGGUCCGACGCAACGACGGGACGAGAAUCGAAGCUCCUCGGGGAAUCCACUGGCGAGCUGAAAGCAAGGAAAUGUGGAGAUUGCUCAGAAGCCGCUCCAUACUUCUUCUUGUUCCCUUGUUCUGGUACUUUGGCUGGAUUCAGGCUUAUCCGGGAACAUACCUAGCCACUUACUUCACUGUCAGGUCUAGAGCUCUCGGUAGCUUCAUGUCGGCGGUUGUGGGGACCUUCGCGACAUGGGUGGGAGGUACUCUCGUCGACUUGCCGUGGGCCAAGAAGCGCCAGACCCGAGCCGUCGCGACAUAUAUCCUGAUUGCCUCACUCAAUAGUGCGACUUGGAUAUGGGCUGUCAUCAUCCAGAACGAGUAUCGAUUUACACUGCCAGUCCUGGAUUGGGCUGUCCAGAGCGAUUUUGGUCGCGGCUUUGGUGUAUACAUGUUCGAACGGAUCAGUCUCGGCAUGGUAGAGAACUACAUUUACUGGUGUAUCAGCAAUCUCUCGGACUCCCCUGGCGACCAGAUAAGGUAUAGCUCCCUGCUUCGAGGUAUCGAGACGGCUGCCGUUGCCGUAGGAUUCGGAGUCCAGGCUGUUCCAACCGCCCUGAUUGCUACGGCAAGUAUCAACCUUGGCCUUUGGUUUGUUGCUCUGCCUUUCAGCUAUUUUGCCACGCUUCAGGUUGUACGAAGGUUCGGCGAGUUGAACGACAAAGGGAUGGCAGCGGAGUCAGUGGGUCGAUGA